UCUGCUGGUACUUCAGUCUGAUAACAGAGCAGAGAGGCAGUGGAGCCAUGGCGAGUCCCGGACAGAAAGUGGUGCUGAUCACUGGCUGCUCCUCCGGUAUCGGCCUGAGGAUGGCUGUGAUGCUGGCGAAGGAUGAACAGAAGCGUUAUCACGUCAUUGCCACGAUGCGUGAUCUGAAACGUAAAGAUAAGCUAGUAGAAGCUGCCGGGGAUGCGUAUGGGAAAACUCUUUCUCUGGCUGUACUUGAUGUCUGCAGCGAUGAGUCCGUCAAACAGUGUAUCAAUGGCAUCAAAGAUCGACACGUGGAUGUCCUUAUCAAUAAUGCAGGUAUUGGCCUGGUGGGUCCUGUGGAGAGCAUCCCCAUGGAAGAGAUGAAGAAAGUGUUUGAGACCAAUGUGUUUGGAGUGAUCCGUAUGAUAAAGGAGGUGAUGCCUGAUAUGAAGAAAAGAAGAGGAGGACACAUCAUUGUGGUCAGCAGCGUGAUGGGAUUGCAAGGUGUGGUGUUUAAUGACGUGUAUGCAGCAUCCAAGUUUGCCAUGGAGGGCUUCUGUGAGAGUUUGGCUGUGCAACUCUUAAAGUUUAACGUCACAUUGUCAUUGAUUGAGCCGGGUCCAGUGCAUACAGAAUUUGAGGCAAAGAUGAUUCAGGAAGUGAAACAGAGGGAGUGUCCUGGGGCUGAUCCUGACACAGUGCAUUACUUCAAGAACGUCUACCUUCCUUCUUCUCUUGACAUCUUUGAGGUACUGGGACAAACACCUGAUGACAUCGCCAGAUGCACCAAGAAAGUGAUUGAAGCAAGCAGACCACGUUUCCGUAACCUGACCAACCCUAUGUACACGCCUAUUGUAGCAUUGAAAUACGCUGAUGAAACUGGAGGCCUGUCUGUCCAUGCCUUCUACCACAUGCUCUUCAACCUCGGCUCUCUCAUGCACAUCAGCAUGACCGCUAUGAAGUACCUCACCUGUGGAUGUCUGAGGAGCAGGACAAUUUCACCAAAUUAAAAACUCUGUACACCAGUGUGAAUAACACAAACACUCUGAGUUUAUAGACCAGAAUAAACACCUCUACUUAGGCUGUCAGAAGAUCACGAAAAACAUAUAAUGCAUAAUACAUAAUACAUAAUACAGCACCUGCCCGAGGUCAAGUAGCAAAAGUCACUUUGUUACAAAUAAAGAAAAAAAUCCAUUAACAAAUCCAUCCAACAAUUUCAAAGAGUUUUGUGACCUGCCAUAUUUCGUGCUUUAUAUAUGCAGUCUGUAUUGUACUGAGCAAUCUUCUCUAUAUUCUUAUUUCUGUAUAAAACUGUGGCUUAUGAAUGUAUAAAAUACAACACCUAUGUCCACAUGAGCUGAAAUACAAUAACAGUUUUCAAAUCUAUUGUAGCCAACCCAGAGUGCCAAAUAAGAUUUGCACCAAUGAGACAACAUUCUGCAGCCUGAUUUCAUUAUUUUACCCAAAUCAGACUGUUUUGGUUCAGAGUGAUAGGUAUACAACUUGUUCAAUUUGUAGCCUAUGUAUUUGCAUCUAUUUACACAUUUUUCAAAUACUGUUAAUGUAUUGGUACGACUGUUUUGGCAUUAAAAUUGUAAUUUAUACCUUUCAGGAGCUGUGUUGGUGCUUCUGAUGGUUUUCACAAAUUUGUGGUUGCAUUCUCAUUACUCAUGAUUAUGAUAACUGUUUCAUUAGCUGCACACACAAGUGUCCUCAUUUCCUUUCCUGUAGAAGACUCUUACUUGACAGUGUCUCUGUCAUUUCUCUCAGGUUAACAUUAUAGCCUGACCAAUUCUCAAUUUCUGAGUAUCGUAUCUGUAAAGGAAUCUUUUUGUUUCUAACCUUUUAGGUCUUUAAUUAGUAAUAGUUUACUUUCUGUAUCUAGGAUGGAUGCGAAAACACAUGGAUAACGUCAAACUCUUGCAGUCACCGAUGGUAGCUGUUGUCGUAGUAAUCAAGGUCGUAAUGAUAUCAUGGACUGAGAAGGGGGUCUGGGGGGGUCUAGUUAUACAAGAGCCCUUCAGCUAAGAGACAAACUGUCUUCCUUGAGAUUCCUUGUAGAAUGUGACUUAGGUGAAUGUAAUUCAUUGUUUAGGACUGAUGUAUGUGCUUGUGUGGGUUUAUAUAUACCUGUUGCAUGGGACAGCUUCAGGUUUGGGAUGGCACUACAGUACUUAACCUGUUAAUGUUUGUAAUUGUCCAUUGCCUAU
Messenger RNA from Seriola dumerili (greater amberjack), 2201 nucleotides. It is a transcript of the gene rdh8, whose product is annotated as retinol dehydrogenase 8 (all-trans). The transcript is spliced from 6 exons. The coding region runs from base 48 to 1001 and encodes 317 amino acids. Gene Ontology annotation, biological process: estrogen biosynthetic process. Gene Ontology annotation, cellular component: cytoplasm. Gene Ontology annotation, molecular function: estradiol 17-beta-dehydrogenase [NAD(P)+] activity. Lineage: Eukaryota; Metazoa; Chordata; Actinopteri; Carangiformes; Carangidae. The record is from RefSeq and is a predicted model, not a curated record.